Vitis vinifera (wine grape) is the source of this 2056-nucleotide messenger RNA. Its product is annotated as serine carboxypeptidase-like 42. NCBI's taxonomy places the organism in Eukaryota, Viridiplantae, Streptophyta, Magnoliopsida, Vitales, Vitaceae. Bases 477 to 1880 code for a protein of 467 amino acids. Gene Ontology annotation, biological process: proteolysis. The transcript is spliced from 10 exons. Gene Ontology annotation, molecular function: serine-type carboxypeptidase activity. The record is from RefSeq and is a predicted model, not a curated record.
UGGAAAAUGCCGAAUGGAUGGAACCUCUUCCCAUCAUUCCCAUGUCAUGCCGGUGAAGCUUCUGAGUUCUGACCCUCACUAACGUCUCUUUUUCCAAAUUUGGUACAUGCUACAGCUUCCAAAAAUUUUCACCAAAAAAAACAAAACAAAAAACACCGUUGAACCAACCAAUCCUCUCGCCUUCACCACAAAAGCCUGCGCAUUUCAUAACGUCUCUGAGUCUCUCUCUCUCAACUGUGCAUUUCUGUAUGCCUAUAUUUAGGAAAUUGUUUGAAAAUCAGGCCUUUUCGUUAAAGUGAUCCCAGGAUUCACGUGCCCCUUGCAAUAGAAUUGAUUUACCAGUAUUAUAUUUUCUUUAUUAUUUUUACACACUUCUUUUAUACUUCACCUUUUGUUUGUUAUAUAUUUUAUACCUAUAAUUCUGAAGGAAUGGAUAGAAGAGUGGUUUCCCAGUGAGGGUGAGUGAGUUUGGUGAGAUGGGUAGGUGGUGGUUUUGGGCAUUGUUUGGUGUGGUGUUGGUGCUUUCUGUAAAUGGGUAUCCUGAAGAGGAUCUGGUAGUGAGGUUGCCUGGUCAGCCAGAGGUUGGUUUCAGGCAGUUUGCUGGGUAUGUUGAUGUGGAUGUCAAAGCUGGGAGGAGUUUGUUUUACUACUUUGUUGAAGCUGAGGACGACCCUGAUACAAAGGCCCUCACUCUUUGGCUCAAUGGAGGCCCUGGAUGCUCCUCGAUGGGUGGGGGUGCCUUUACAGAGUUGGGUCCAUUUUUUCCCUCCGGCGAUGGUCGGGGCCUAAGAAGAAAUUCAAAAUCUUGGAAUAAAGCAUCAAAUCUCCUCUUUGUUGAGUCUCCUGCUGGGGUGGGAUGGUCAUACUCAAAUACAACUUCAGAUUACACUUGUGGGGAUGCCUCCACUGCAAGGGACAUGCGUGUAUUCAUGAUGAAAUGGCUUGAAAAAUUUCCAGCAUUUAAAUCCAGAGCACUGUUCCUCACUGGGGAAAGCUAUGCAGGGCAUUAUAUACCACAGUUGGCUGUUGCCCUUCUGGACUACAAUUCACAUUCAACUGGUUUCAAGUUUAACCUUAAAGGAGUGGCUAUUGGGAAUCCACUUCUCAGACUUGAUCGGGAUAGUGCUGCAACAUAUGAAUUCUUUUGGUCACACGGAAUGAUUUCUGAUGAAAUUGGGCUCACUAUCACAAAAGAGUGUGAUUUCGAUGAUUAUGUCUAUGCAAGUCCUCACAAUGUAUCAUUUUCAUGCAACCAAGCUUUAUCAGAAGCGAAUAGCAUUGUUGGUGAAUAUAUAAACAAUUAUGAUGUAAUUCUUGACGUAUGUUAUCCAGCUAUAGUGGAACAAGAGCUACGGCUGCGGAGAAUGGCCACUAAGAUGAGUGUUGGGAUCGAUGUGUGUAUGACCUAUGAAAGAUCUUUCUAUUUCAACCUUCCUGAGGUUCAGAAGGCUCUUCAUGCAAAUCGAACUGGUUUGAAUUAUAGGUGGACUAUGUGCAGUGGUGUUCUGAAUUAUAGCGAAACUGAUGGUAACAUCGACAUCCUCCCCUUGCUUAAAAGGAUUGUUCAGAAUAGCAUUCCUGUUUGGGUUUUCAGCGGGGAUCAAGAUUCAGUUGUACCACUGCUGGGCUCCCGGACACUCAUCCGUGAACUAGCUCAAGAGAUGAAGUUCAAGAUCACAGUUCCAUUUGGAGCUUGGUUUCACAAAGGCCAGGUGGGAGGAUGGGCAACUGAGUAUGGAAAUUUAUUGACCUUUGCAACUGUAAGGGGUGCUGCUCAUAUGGUGCCUUAUGCACAGCCGUCCAGAGCUUUGCACCUGUUCAGUUCAUUUGUUCGAGGGCGGAGAUUGCCAAACACAACCCGUCCAUCCAUUGAUGAUUAAGAGGGGUUAUGCUUCAUACUUGUUAGAUUCCCUUCUGCUGCAAGCAAUAAAACAGUGAUUUCCUUCUCUCAGUUAGUAAGGAGAACGAAAAUGGAGCAUUUCAAAACAUGCUCUUACUAGCACUGUAAUGGGGAAUAAGGGAAUUUUUGUGUUGGAAUCAGUAUUCUUUUCUCUUA